Molecule: messenger RNA, 783 nt
Organism: Salvelinus namaycush (lake trout)
Lineage: Eukaryota; Metazoa; Chordata; Actinopteri; Salmoniformes; Salmonidae
Product: E3 ubiquitin-protein ligase CCNB1IP1
Exons: 4
Coding region: 1-783 (260 amino acids)
Biological process (GO): reciprocal meiotic recombination
Cellular component (GO): synaptonemal complex
Molecular function (GO): ubiquitin protein ligase activity
Source: RefSeq, a predicted model, not a curated record
AUGUCUAUGUGCGAUGACAAUCUGCUCUGCAACUACCCAAAGUGUCGGGCGAAACUGUGUGGGUUCGCCUGGGUCACAGCUUGCUCUCACGCCUUCUGUGACCAACAUGGAUCCGGAGAGUUCAGCCGCUCCCCGGCAAUAUGCCCGGCCUGCUCCUCUGCACUCUCGGGGAAGCUGGACAUCGUGCGCACUGAGCUGUCGCCAUCUGAGGAGUACAAGGCCAUGGUGUUGGCGGGACUGAGGCCAGAGACAGUGCUGGACAUAAGCGCCCGUGCCCUGGCUUUCUGGACUUACCAGGUGCACCAGGAGCGUAUGUUCCAGGAGUACAGUCUGUCCCGGGCCGAGGGUCAGGUGAAACAGAUGGAGAAGGUGCUGACCCAGCAGAACCAGAGCAGAGAGCUGGAGCUCAAUGCCAUGAGAGGGGAGAUCACCUCACUGAAGAAGGUGAUGGAGGAGUACAAGAGGAAGUACAGUGAAGUGUCAGAGCGUCUGAUGGAAAGGAACAGACAGUACCAGAAGCUACAGGGGCUCUAUGACUCGCUGAGGCUUCGCAACAUGGUGGUGGGGGACAGAGAGGCACCACGCCAGCCAGGACCCCCGGAGUUCAACACAGGGGUGGUCAGGCAGCCCUCUCCCCGGGGGAGUCCUCACUUCCUGGGCAUGGGCCCUGAGGGGGACAGCCGCCUUUUCUCCUCCCUGGAGCCCGAUGCUGGAGCCAAGACCUUCUUCCAGUUCAGCUCUCCUGCCAGAGACAGGGGCCGGGCCUUACUCAAGAAAUACUGA